Protobothrops mucrosquamatus (brown spotted pit viper) is the source of this 423-nucleotide messenger RNA. RefSeq names its product CLK4-associating serine/arginine rich protein-like. The record is from RefSeq and is a predicted model, not a curated record. The transcript has 5 exons. Bases 1 to 423 code for a protein of 140 amino acids. NCBI's taxonomy places the organism in Eukaryota, Metazoa, Chordata, Lepidosauria, Squamata, Viperidae.
AUGGUGGAUUAUAAGAAAAGAGCAGAACGUCGGAGAGAGUAUUACGAAAAGAUAAAAAAGGAUCCAGCCCAAUUCCUGCAGGUCCAUGGGCGCGCCUGCAAGGUGCACUUAGAUUCCGCAGUGGCUCUUGCAGCGGAAAGUCCAGUGAAUAUGAUGCCUUGGCAGGGGGAUACCAACAACAUGAUUGACCGGUUCGAUGUACGGGCCCACCUGGAUUACAUCCCCAUGUAUACUCCGCCCCUGCUGAAUCCAAUCUCCCCCGAGCAGGAGUCUGACGAAAGGAAAUGCAACUAUGAAAGAUACAGAGGACUUGUGCAGAACGAUUUCGCUGGCAUCUCGGAAGAGCAGUGCCUGUAUCAGAUCUACAUCGACGAGCUGUAUGGAGGACUCCAGAAGCCCAAUGAGGAUGAGAAAAAGAAGUGA